This is a messenger RNA of Morchella importuna, 324 nucleotides long. RefSeq lists its product as uncharacterized. The transcript has 3 exons. Lineage: Eukaryota; Fungi; Ascomycota; Pezizomycetes; Pezizales; Morchellaceae. The coding region runs from base 1 to 324 and encodes 107 amino acids. Gene Ontology annotation, cellular component: mitochondrion. The record is from RefSeq and is a predicted model, not a curated record.
AUGCCACCCACACGAGAGCGUCUCCUCGAGCUGGCCAAGGUGUCAUGCCGCAUCUUCUCCACAACAUUCAACCCCACCAACGCCCGCACGGGGAACAAGGUGCUGCGCCAGCGGCUCAAGGGCCCGACGCUGCUCGAGUACUACCCGCGCAGGAUCGCGACGUUCAAAGACCUCAAGAGACACUUCCCCAUGAUGGAGUUUUACGACCAUGAGGAGGCGCAGAGGCUGCAGGAUUUGGAGGCGAAGAAGGCGAGAGGGAAGGGGGCGCCGAAGAAGAUCAGGACGAAGGAGGAGGCGGGGGCGAAGAAGGGGAAGAAGAGGUGA